AUGGCGUCUUCGACAAACUCUCAGCAAAUCGCUGCUGCUUGCACGAAUCUAGAUGAACUUUCGAAAUGUACAAUUAAUUUAGCUGAUGAACAUGUCGAUCCUUGCGAAAAUCCAUCGGCUGUACCUCAAUCAUUUACUAUUGUACUGGUUCAUAGUAACAAGGAAUAUGAUGUUCGUCUUAAUGAAGGUGUUACUGUUGGUGAUAUCUUUCGUAAACUAGUAGGCUUGAAUCUAUUCCAACUAUCAGAUAUCGAUUCAUAUCAACUGGCGAAAGAGAAUGAUCAUCAAACUUCACUUGAUCUUUCUCAAACAUUCGCCAAUCUAAAAGACACUUCUCGUUUUCUAAUUCAGCAAAAGUUGCCUUCGCCAUCACCUUUGGAUCAUAUUUUUGUCAAAACUUUGACUGGAAAAAAUCUCCAGAUUAACGUCUGUUUGAAGACAGAUAGUGUCGCUUCGGCUAAAGAACGUAUAAACAUUCAAGAAGGCAUCCCAACUGAUCAACAACGACUUAUCUUUAACGGUAAACAACUUGAAGAUAAUUUGCUCUUGUCACAAUAUGGUAUUGUGAAUGAAAGUUGUGUACAUCUCAUACUAAGAUUACGUAAACCAGUGAUUCGGUUAAAAUCAACAAUAAAUGAUCGGGUUAUUCAGCAUGUCAAUGUUUCAGUUGAACUCGAUCCGAAUGUAUGGAUUUUCUCAAGUCUGUAUCCGAAUCCAUCAUUGACUGAUAAGAAAUCUCAUGUGCAAUGGAAUGAUUUGAAUGUAUAUUAUGAUGGAAAGAUCAUUUUUGAUCAGAAGAAAAGAGAUGCUCACCCAGUGCAUCGAUUAUACUCGCAGAUUGAUGAUGAAAUUGAACAUCGAAUGUUAUUUUGGGAAGCAACGUCGGUCAGUUCAAUACCAAGUUUUCUUCAAGAAAAGAGCAUAUGCGUUCCACACGAUGAUUUCAGUCGAAUUCUCAAUUAUCUUCUAAAGAAAAUGACCUUAUCCACUGAGGAUCGAGAUGAUUUAAUAACCUAUGUGCUUUCUCAAUUGGACGAAGUCGACCCUGAGCAUGAAAAUGAAAACAUCAUCUUCCAGUUCAUUCCUUCUCAAAUCUAUUCUCGAUCAGCCCAACUGACAAUUCGUCCGUUACCUGAACAAUUCGUGCGAAUAUUUCUUGUUUUCGGUUUUGGAGAUGUUAAUGAUGAAAUUUCAUCAUUCGACGAUUUGGAAAAGGAAAUUCCCAAAGUUUUCAUCAAUGAGAAUUUAUCAAAUAGUGGACUGAUCGUUCAAGAAUGGGGCACAAUGUUUAUGUACUAA
Messenger RNA from Adineta ricciae, 1299 nucleotides. Lineage: Eukaryota; Metazoa; Rotifera; Eurotatoria; Adinetida; Adinetidae. The record is from the annotation of a GenBank genome assembly.